UUGAAGGAAAAGGAGAUAGCAUUUAGUCACAACAAUCACUGCCUAACUCCCAACUCCUACUCCUCUAAUAGGGUAGUACUAAAACGCUUUUCUCUUUAUUAGAGCCUCCUCUUGUUUGCUUCUCAGAAAAACAGAGAAACAAUGGCAGUGGGAGGCGCUGCCAAGGUUGAUGAGUUCGUUCCAUUUCCUGUUAAAGACCAGCACCCUGGCGUUGAUUUCUGCGUCUCCAGUUCUCCUCCUUGGCCUGAAGCAAUACUACUUGGAUUUCAGCAUUAUCUGGUGAUGCUCGGGACUAGUGUGAUCAUCCCUUCCAUAGUCGUUCCUUUGAUGGGCGGUGGCAAUGUGGAGAAGGCUGAGAUGAUUAACACAUUGGUCUUCGUGGCGGGGAUAAACACUCUUUUGCAGACUUGGCUCGGCACUCGGCUUCCUGUGGUUAUUGGAGGAUCCUAUGCUUUUAUUAUCCCCACAAUUACCAUUGCUUUAUCUACUAACAGUAGUACUAAUGUCAUAUUCCUUAGCCCACGGCAGAGGUUUAAGCAAUCUAUGAGAGCGGUACAAGGAGCAAUUAUUAUCGCUUCAUUCUUUCAAAUGAUAAUUGGUUUCCUUGGAUUCUGGAGGAUUUUUGCGAGAUUUCUCAGCCCUCUUGCUGCAGUACCUCUUGUGAUUCUCACUGGACUAGGGCUUUAUGCACGUGGAUUCUCACAACUGGCGAAAUGUGUGGAAAUUGGACUCCCAGCACUUCUUCUGGUGGUCUUUAUAUCUCAGUAUGUUCCUCAUAUGAUGAAAUCAUGGAGCAGCAUGUACAGUCGGUAUGCAGUCCUUUUCUCAGUUGCAGUUGUGUGGGCAUAUGCAGCAGUUUUGACUGUUGCUGGUGCAUAUAAUAAUAAACCUCCAAACACCCAACUUAGCUGUCGUGUUGAUCGUUCUGGACUCAUUGGUGCUGCUCCAUGGAUAAAGUUUCCAUAUCCAUUUCAAUGGGGGGGUCCUACUUUUAAUGCUGGCAAUGUUUUUUCCAUGAUGGCUGCUUGUUUGGUUGCAGUUAUUGAGUCUACUGGUACCAUUAUUGCAACAUAUCAAUAUGGGAGUGCCACUCAUCUGCCUCCUUCUGUAUUCGGCCGCGGUAUUGGAUGGCUGGGAAUUGGAACUUUGCUGGAUGGAUUGUUUGGUACAGGAAAUGGGUCCACUGCUUCAGUUGAAAAUGCAGGUCUUGUGGGAUUAACUCGAGUUGGAAGUCGAAGAGUCAUUCAAAUAUCAGCCGGCUUUAUGCUUUUAUUUUCUGUGUUAGGAAAAUUUGGGGCUGUUCUUGCUUCUAUACCAUUGCCAAUUAUGGCAGCUCUUUACUGUGUCCUCUUCGCCUAUGUUGCUUCUGCUGGUCUGGGACUUCUCCAGUUCUGCAACCUGAAUAGCUUCAGAACAAAGUUCAUCCUUGGCUUUUCUCUCUUCUUGGGCCUUUCUGUGCCACAGUACUUCAAUGAGUACCUUUUGGUUUCUGGUCGUGGCCCUGUUCACACUGGAGCCACCUGGUUCAACGAUGCAAUUCAAGUGAUCUUCUCGUCCCCAGCAACAGUGGCAAUUAUAGUUGCUUUUUUCUUGGACUGCACUCACAGUCGGGGGCACAGCACAACCCGCCGAGACAGUGGCAGGCACUGGUGGGCAAAGUUCAGAUAUUUUAGUCAAGACACCAGGACCGAGGAAUUCUAUGCCUUACCUUGGAACCUUAACAGGUUUUUCCCUUCAUUCUAAGCUUGGAGCUCUUGCUUGCCAUCAAGGAAGAGCUGAUAAGAAGUGAAAGUAGAAAACAUUCUGAAUUGUUGCACUCCUACUGUUCCGUAGUGAGGCAACAAAGUUAUCUAUCAAACCAGAACUGGAAAGGAUAUCUGUAUAGGAGGGUUGAGCCAGGCACACCAACUUGAUUUGGUAGGUCUAAGCUUGUCAUUGCAAUAUCAUUUAUAAAUAUUAAAUGCAAGCAGUAAUGAUCCUAGAGAAAUUUACUAUACAUGGAAUUUUAUAUAUUCACUGUAAACAAGAACCUAAUUCAUGUUCCUUUACAACAAACUGAUGCUAGCUUUGUUAAGCAUUCUCAAAUAUAAUGCAUGUUCUAGUUUUAAUUUUAA
Messenger RNA from Populus trichocarpa (black cottonwood), 2114 nucleotides. RefSeq names its product nucleobase-ascorbate transporter 4. The record is from RefSeq and is a predicted model, not a curated record. The transcript has 14 exons. Bases 142 to 1743 code for a protein of 533 amino acids. Gene Ontology annotation, molecular function: transmembrane transporter activity. Gene Ontology annotation, biological process: transmembrane transport. Gene Ontology annotation, cellular component: membrane. Lineage: Eukaryota; Viridiplantae; Streptophyta; Magnoliopsida; Malpighiales; Salicaceae.